AUGUCGGGGGACCUCAAGGCCAGUUGUCAUGAAGGGAACACCCUGGCACAGCAUUACUAUAUCCUGGGCACCCUAGAUAAAGGGUCGUUUGCAGAAGUCAAAGUGGCUCUCCACCUUAUGACCCAGACCAUGGUAGCCAUCAAGAUAUUGAAAAGGGGCACAAAUAUAGACUUCCUGGUCCUCUCUGAGAUAGAUCUUGUGAAAUCCCUGAACCAUAGUCACAUAAUACAGUUGUUCCAGAUAUUCGAGACAAGGCACAAAACGUACCUGGUGAUGGAAUAUGCAGCCCGGGGAUCCCUGCUGAAACACAUCAACAAGUGUGGGCGUCUGGACGAGGAAGAGGCACGAAGGAUAUUUACAGAACUCUCUUUGGUCGUCAACUAUAUCCACAGUCAGAAUAUUGUCCACCGAGACAUCAAGGCCGAGAACAUCCUAUUGGAUUGGGAGGGGCAUGUGAAACUGACUGACUUUGGCUUAGGCAAAAGACUGGCCUCUGGGGAAAAGUUCAAAGGAUUUUGUGGCACACCACAAUAUUGUGCUCCUGAAGUGUUUGAUCACAAACAAUAUGAUGGCCUCCCAACUGACAUUUGGAGUCUCGGUGUAGUAUUAUACUAUUUAGUUAUUGGACACCUUCCCUUCCAAGAGACAGUGCACUCCAAGAUAAAGCAUCUGAUACUAGCCUGGAGCUGUUGGAUCCCGUAUCACCUGUCUCCAGAGCUUCGAGACCUAUUAAAGAGAUUAAUGACUAUAGACCCCAUAAUGAGGCCAUCCAUUAAAGAAAUAUUGGUACACCCGUGGCUGUGCCAUGAUCAAGACCCAUUGAGAUCUUCAGAGGAAAUCCCUAGAGAACCAGAAUCCAACCUUGCUUUUGACAUGUUUCUUAUGGGGUACAACAUUAAAGAGCUCAGGGAGGCUUUGAGGGAACAGAAGUACAAUCAUGAUAUGGCGACUUAUUUGAUUAUAAAAAAGAAGUAUACCAGGCAGCCCCAAUUUUAUCACGAUGGGGGACAGGGUAGGAGUCUGGACCCUACAAAAGCCCCCAACCCUCCCUGGCCUGAUAUGGCCCAAGAGAGCUCCAGUGCUACAGACACAAGUAGCAGCAUGUCCUCCUGGGAGUCCAGAACCAGCAGCCCUUCCCCCAGUGAGGAGAACCUGGAAGAGAAUAUAGGCAUCGAAUCCUUACAAGACACUAGCUCAUCCUCAAGGGAAGCAGUCCAUCAGGAGUAG
Molecule: messenger RNA, 1227 nt
Organism: Apodemus sylvaticus (European woodmouse)
Lineage: Eukaryota; Metazoa; Chordata; Mammalia; Rodentia; Muridae
Product: sperm motility kinase X-like
Exons: 2
Coding region: 1-1227 (408 amino acids)
Biological process (GO): protein phosphorylation; intracellular signal transduction; negative regulation of glycogen biosynthetic process
Cellular component (GO): cytosol; nucleus; cytoplasm
Molecular function (GO): protein serine/threonine kinase activity; ATP binding
Source: RefSeq, a predicted model, not a curated record